GAUUCGAUGCUAUACUGUGGCUCGGUCCCAAUUGGCAGCUGUGAAGCACCACGAGUAUCACAUUGCUUUGUAAUUUUAUAUUUCAUACGAUAAAAAACACAGAAGACAGUGAUUCAGUGAUUCAAACUCUGAGCUGCUUGCUUCAAUCGCCACUCUCCCAUGGAGUCCACAUUGUCUGCAGCGACACCGACAACGGUAGCUCUCCUCGCCGUCUCCAGAACCCUCAACAGUCGCCUCUCCCAGACUUUUCUCAGUCAACGCCUCCCGAGUCGUCUGCUAGCUCCCAGGCUCACUUCUUGCCUUCCCAGCAGCUACGGCUUUCAGAGGCCUAAUAGUCCCUUCUCUUCGUCCUCGCUGAGGAGCCUGUGCCUCGUUGACCCUGCGGGACGGUGCCGUUUAGGGUGCGUUGGGAGCUCCGCUGCGUCGUUUGCUUCCGGCGGUGGAAAUGGUGGCUUUGGCGGCGAGAGUGGCGGCAGCGGCGGUGACGGUGAGGGCGGUUCCGGCGGCGGUGAUGCGAAGUCAAAGGUGGUUGCUGCUGGGUGCGAUGAGAUUUCGGCGGUCUCGACUGAUGUCAUUGUUCUCGAUGUUGGAGGAAUGACAUGUGGGGGAUGUGCAGCCAGUGUGAAGCGAAUUCUAGAAAGUCAACCACAGGUGUCAUCUGCUAGUGUAAAUCUCACAACAGAGACAGCAGUUGUGUGGCCCGUGUCUGAAGCCAAGGUUACUUCGAACUGGCAGAAGCAGUUAGGAGAGACACUUGCCAAGCAUUUGACUAAUUGUGGUUUCAAGUCUAACCUUCGUGAUUCAGGAAAAGACAAUUUUCUCAAAGUUUUUGAAAGGAAAAUGGAAGAAAAGCGUAAACGCCUGAAAGAAAGUGGCAACGAGCUUGCUUUCUCUUGGGCUCUGUGUGCUGUCUGCCUAGUUGGCCAUCUCUCCCAUUUUUUUGGAGCUAAGGCGUCAUGGAUCCAUGCGCUUCAUUCGACAGGAUUCCAUCUGUCCUUAUGUCUAUUUACAUUGCUUGGUCCUGGGCGCCGACUUAUUGUUGAUGGUUUGAGGAGCCUUGUUAAAGGGGCUCCAAACAUGAAUACUUUGGUUGGUCUUGGGGCUUUAUCUUCAUUCACUGUCAGUUCAAUAGCUGCGUUUAUACCAAAGCUGGGAUGGAAGACUUUCUUCGAGGAACCAAUUAUGUUGAUAGCAUUUGUCUUGUUAGGGAGGAAUCUUGAACAAAGAGCUAAAAUCAAAGCAACCAGUGAUAUGACCGAACUUCUAAGUAUUAUACCGUCAAAAGCUCGUCUUUUGGUCAACAACAGUGCAAAAGAUUUGGAAUCAAUAGUUGAAGUUCCGUCUAACAGUCUCUCUGUUGGAGAUCAAAUUGUUGUACUACCUGGAGAACGUGUUCCAGUAGAUGGAAUUGUUAAAGCUGGUAGAAGCAUCAUUGAUGAAUCAAGUUUUACAGGAGAGCCAUUGCCAGUGACCAAACUACCUGGGAGUCAAGUUGCUGCCGGAAGCAUAAAUCUCAAUGGAACUCUUACGGUUGAAGUGCAGAGACCAGGUGGCGAGACUGCUAUGGCAGACAUUGUUCGUUUGGUAGAAGAAGCACAGAGUAGGGAAGCUCCUGUACAGCGCUUGGCUGACAAGGUGGCUGGGCAUUUUACAUAUGGAGUAAUGACACUCUCUGCUGCCACAUUUUUAUUCUGGAGCUUGAUUGGUGGUCAUAUUUUACCUGUUGCUUUUCACGGAGGAAAUUCAGUUUCAUUAGCAUUGCAACUCUCUUGCAGUGUUCUGGUUGUUGCUUGUCCAUGUGCCCUUGGGCUUGCCACACCUACAGCUGUGCUGGUUGGGACUUCAUUGGGAGCAAAAAGAGGACUGCUUUUGCGUGGUGGAAAUAUUUUAGAGAAGUUUUCAAUGGUGAACACUAUAGUGUUUGAUAAAACAGGGACUCUGACAAUGGGCAAACCUGUUGUGACAAAGAUUUUGACUCCUGAACGUUCAAAAGUUACUGACUUACAAGAAAAGUUUAACCAUACUUGGUCAGAAGUUGAUGUUCUGAAGUUUGCUGCUGGAGUAGAAUCAAAUACAGUUCAUCCUGUUGGGAAAGCUAUUGUGGAAGCUGCUCAGGCUGUUAAUUGCCAGAAUAUGAAGAUUGUAGAUGGAACAUUUUUGGAAGAACCUGGGUCUGGUGCUGUAGCAACUAUUGAGAACAAAAAGGUUUCUAUAGGAACUUUGGACUGGGUUCAAAGGCACGGAGUUAAUGAGAAUCCAUUUCAAGAAGUAGAAGCCCAUAAGAGUCAGUCUGUUGUUUAUGUUGGCAUUGAUAGUACUCUUGCUGGUCUUAUAUAUUUCGAGGAUCAGAUAAGGGAAGAUGCUGGACAAGUUGUUAAAUCUUUAUCUAAGCAAGGGAUAAAUGUAUACAUGCUAUCUGGGGACAAAAGAAAUAACGCAGAGUAUGUAGCAUCUGUUGUUGGUAUUCCGAAAGAGAAGGUGAUAUCUGGUGUUAAACCGAGGGAAAAGAAGAAGUUCAUAACAGAUCUUCAGAAGGAUCAAAACAUUGUAGCCAUGGUUGGUGAUGGAAUUAAUGAUGCUGCAGCAUUAGCUUCAUCACAUGUUGGAAUUGCCAUGGGUGGUGGUGUUGGAGCUGCUAGUGAGGUAUCCUCUAUUGUGCUACUGGGCAACAGACUUUCACAGGUACUUGAUGCUUUGGAGCUGAGCAGGCAAACCAUGAAGACUGUGAAGCAAAAUCUUUGGUGGGCUUUUGCAUACAAUAUUGUAGGACUUCCAAUUGCUGCUGGAGUGUUGCUGCCGGUAACUGGGACCAUGCUGACGCCGUCAAUUGCAGGAGCCCUCAUGGGCUUGAGUUCUGUCGGGGUUAUGGCAAAUUCAUUGUUUCUAAGAUACAAGUUUUCAUCAAAACAGGGGGUAAUAUAUAGUGGAUCUGCACACACGAAAACUAACGGGGAUUCCAAUCUUCUCAUGGACAAAAGUGCAGAAGAAGAUCCUCAUUCUGAUGGUAAAUGGAAAGGAUGAUAACACCAACAAAAAGAUAGGGUUCUACAUGUUCUACCACUAUAUGUGGAGCAGCCUGAUAACAUGGCAGCAGAUAGGGGUCCUAACCAAUUCAGUUAUCCCAAGAAUUCUGAAAGAUGGCCAAAGAACAAACACCAUACUGCCGUAUAAGUGAAUUUAGGAAUCUACUGCAGAACUGGAUAAAUUUUUUGAAGUUGCUUCCAUUUGAGUUGUGAUCGUAUUCUUCUCGGACCAUAUCUUUCAAUCCAGGAUGAGCGGCAGUUCAUCGGUGUUGCCAGUUUUACGUAAACAAUAUCCUUCAAUUCAACAGGGUAUUGCUAUCUUAAGUUGUACCUAGUGUGACUUAUGGGUUGUAUUCUCUCAGCAAUAUUUAAAACACAUUUUUGCCAAUACUUGGCCUUGCAUGGCAGACAUUAAAACAACAAAGUGCUAGAGGAAAUUAUUUGAGAGACAAUCUUCCAAUAUAUCCGCAAAUGCUCAUCUCUAAACUAUUGGCGCGAAAAACUAGUAGGAUGAAAGUUAAGGGUUAGUUUUCUGAAAAA
Messenger RNA from Prunus avium (sweet cherry), 3563 nucleotides. It is a transcript of the gene PAA1, whose product is annotated as P-type ATP-ase 1. Gene Ontology annotation, biological process: copper ion homeostasis; monoatomic cation transport. The record is from RefSeq and is a predicted model, not a curated record. Gene Ontology annotation, cellular component: membrane. Gene Ontology annotation, molecular function: ATP hydrolysis activity; ATP binding; copper ion binding. Lineage: Eukaryota; Viridiplantae; Streptophyta; Magnoliopsida; Rosales; Rosaceae.